CAGUUGAGUUUAGCGUGUCGCCUGCGUUUGAGAAACACUUUGCCAUGCAGACAUCAACGGAUACGGGCGAAGAUCAACCAGCAGAAAUUCAAUGUUGGCCUCAAGUGAAUGUGAAGUGCCUCAAGGAAAUAAAACAAUGGCUCAUCGCGCAACCACAUCUACCGGCACUAGAAGAUCACGACAUAGCACUAUUUCUUCAUGCCAACUACAAUAACCAACAAGCCACCCAGACAACGAUCGAAAAUUAUUGUACCUCGAGGACAAACUAUCGCGACUUUUUCGCCGAUCGAGAUGUUUUCAGCGAUCCCGUGCAAACGGCGUUAGCCAUCAUGAUGGUUGCUAUAUUACCAGGUGAAACGAAAGAAGGUUAUAAAAUGGUAUAUAGUCGCCUGCGGACAACGGAUACGACGCACUUCAAUCAUCCGCAAAUACUAAAAACCAUGACGAUGUGCAUGGAUUUGUGGGUGAAGCUCGAAGGCAACGCCAAUGGUCUCAUAAUGUUAUCAGACAUGCAAGGAAUGCAUACGGGACACAUUACAAAGUUCAGCAUGGGAGCAGUAAAAAAACAAAGUUUCUAUUUUCAGGAAGCUCUUCCGAUUCGUCUGAAGCAAAUUCACUUCAUCAAUGUGAGCCCGCUUAUAAACCGUCUAAUGUUUCUUGUGAGGCCCUUCCUGCGCAAAGAUGUACAAGAAAUGAUAAAUAUGCACAUGACUACCGACACUCUGCACAGUGCCAUCCCCCUGGAGAGCCUACCCAACGAAUACGGGGGAAAGGCUGGCACGUUUGAGGAUAUGGAUAAAUCGUUCAAAGAAAAAUUGUACGCGCAUCGUGACUGGUUUAAGGAAACGGAGAACAAGUAUUUGGUGGACGAAUCAAAACGUGAACACACACCGAAGCGGUUCAUGUUUGGUCUAUUUGGAUGAAAUCCUUUUGAAGGACCUUUUAAUUAACAAUUGGUUGGAAUAACACAUAAAAAGAUAAAGUUUAUUUGCCAGUCAAUUUGGUCAUGUUGCAUUUUAAAUUCAAAAUAAGCGGAAAAAAGAAACUAAAAAAGUUUCAAAC
Anopheles darlingi is the source of this 1062-nucleotide messenger RNA. RefSeq names its product alpha-tocopherol transfer protein-like. The transcript has 5 exons. NCBI's taxonomy places the organism in Eukaryota, Metazoa, Arthropoda, Insecta, Diptera, Culicidae. Gene Ontology annotation, molecular function: phosphatidylinositol bisphosphate binding. The coding region runs from base 45 to 923 and encodes 292 amino acids. The record is from RefSeq and is a predicted model, not a curated record. Gene Ontology annotation, cellular component: membrane.